Messenger RNA from Vitis riparia (riverbank grape), 825 nucleotides. RefSeq names its product FCS-Like Zinc finger 2-like. The transcript has 2 exons. The coding region runs from base 88 to 561 and encodes 157 amino acids. Lineage: Eukaryota; Viridiplantae; Streptophyta; Magnoliopsida; Vitales; Vitaceae. The record is from RefSeq and is a predicted model, not a curated record.
GCAUCAGUCACCCAACCCCUCUUUAUAUUCCCUACCUUCCUCCACCUUCUGCCUCAACAUUUCUAUCAUCUCUCUCCCUAAGUAUCCAUGGACUCCACACCCACCAGACCACCAUAUUUCAUCGAAGAAGAGGACGAUACUCAGGCUUCUCUAUCAGAUAUGGAGGCUGGAUUCUCUGGCAACCACCUUUUCUUCUCUAGGUCCCACAGUGCUCCUCACAGGAGAGGUAGUUUGAGAAACCUCUCUUUUUACAGUGCUUCUUCUCCGAGAUCUGCCAGGUUUUAUGAUGCUAGAUUUGAAGAUCAUCAACCCCAUUUUCUUGAAGCUUGUUUUCUUUGUAACAAACCCCUUGGAGAUAACAGAGAUAUCUACAUGUACAGAGGGGACACUCCAUUCUGUAGCGAAGAGUGCAGACAAGAGCAGAUAGAGAUGGAUGAGGCCACAGAGAAGAACCGGAGUAUUUCUUCCAUUAAAGCCUUUAGAAAAGAGCAGAAAACGUCGUCAACUCCAAGCAAAUCUCAGAACUAUCCUUUCAGAACAGGCACAGUGGCAGCCGCUUAACACUACCUCCAAUAACAAAAGAAGGCAAAUAAUAAAUAAUAUAAAAAAUAUUGGAAAAUCUAUGGAGAGGGCCAAGGGGAAGAGAAACAAGAAGAAGUGAAUAUUUUUUUUUUCUUUUUGGUUUUCCUUUUUUGGCAAAAUAUACAUACUGUGAAUGUUUAUAUGAGGAGUGUCUUGCAUGAAUAUGUGGUAUGUAAUGGAUCUCUCUUUUUGGGGGUUUCCUCCUCUUGGCAAUAUCAAAUAUGGAAAAUUUGGAGAACCAUA